Penicillium olsonii is the source of this 1548-nucleotide messenger RNA. Lineage: Eukaryota; Fungi; Ascomycota; Eurotiomycetes; Eurotiales; Aspergillaceae. The record is from the annotation of a GenBank genome assembly.
AUGAUUGAGUCGACGAGGUUAUUCCCAGCGCACCGAUCGCCACCAACAUCAACACCCCUGUCAAUCCUCGACGCGACCGUCGCGAGAUUCGCCCCAACAGGCGCAAUUUGGAUUUUCGACGCGCCAAAUGAAGACCGAUCAAUUUUGAUCGACCAUCUCCGAUCAUCAUUCAUCGCCACCUUAUCCAGCUUUCCGCAAUGGUCCGGCCAAUUGCAAUGGGCGCCCGUUGGCGAGGGAGAUCACACAAAGCGAUUCAAUCGCCCAAUGCUCACAUAUGGUCACGAUUCCGAGCCCGGGGUGGAAUGGACGAUAGUUGAGCAUGAGAUUCGAACGGACGCGAUCGCACCAUCUCCUAAGGAACGUGCCUUUUCGACUGCUGGCUGUCGACCCGGAACAUGGAUAGGCGAUGGCUUCACUGAAUCGCUGUUCGUGUCGCGUGAACCACUGGCCUUGUCAAACCUGCAUGAUUAUGCCGGUCUUCCUGGAAUGCGAGUACAGAUCACCCUCCUCAAUGGAGGAUACGCCGUUGGCGUGAAAAUGGCACACUGCCUGGCUGAUGCGCAAACUUUGAUGACAUUCAUGCACCUGUGGUCUGCCAAUAGCCAGGAGAGCUUCGGUCAUGAGCAGGACUCAUCAAAAGUCGACAUCCCUAUCUUCGAUCCUCAGUCACUGGACAGUUGUGCCGGAGGCGACAUUGACAGCGCCAGUUGCGACCAGGCCCUCUCACAAAAGGCACGUAACUUGCCACUCCAUCGCUUUAGCUGGUGGGACACAUCCAACGAAGCCUAUCCAGAAUUCUGCAUACCCACAACAGAGCACUCGAAGCCUUCGCCUGGUCAACUCGAGCAGACACACGUCUCGCCAUCGGAGCCAGCACCGUGGCACACGUGGGAUAUGACUCGCCCAGCCAGUUAUGUCCAGCUACACUUCACAGGCGAGGAGCUAGGCCAACUCAAGGCCCUUGCUCUUGCCGAUCCGGAUACUCGGACUGAUAUCUCUCGCCUUGAUACUCUUCUCGCCCACAUGUGGACAUUCAUCACACGCGCCCGUGGCUAUGCGGACUCUUCAAGUCAAGUUUACUUCAACUUGACUCUUGGAGCCCGUGCUCGUGUAUCUCCUCCUCUUCCAGACACGUUUGUUGGAUCGCCGCUCUUCAUCACCCAUGUCGGGGCGACUGGAUCCUCGGUAUGUCAGGAUACACUCGGGAAAAAGGCUAGCCAAAUCCGAGAGACGAUGAAACUGUUCACAUCAGAUGCUGUCGGGGCUAUAUUGCAUGACGCGGCUUUUGAGGUCUCGCCACAGCGACUUUGGCAGGCUUUCCUGGGGUCGGAACAUACGAUCGUGACGUCGUGGUUGAGGCUGCGGAUGCAUGAUGUUGAUUUCACUCGCGGUGGUCAACUGCGGUACGCCCAUGCUAUCAUGCCGAAGAUGGAUGGAUGUCUUCAGAUCAUGGAUAGUGGAGUUGCGGAUGGUGGUAUGGAUAUCGCUCUAUAUCUUGACAAGGAGACGAUGGGCAAUUUGCUCCAGGAUAAGUCUUGGAAUUCAUGA